Messenger RNA from Ictidomys tridecemlineatus (thirteen-lined ground squirrel), 3091 nucleotides. The record is from RefSeq and is a predicted model, not a curated record. Lineage: Eukaryota; Metazoa; Chordata; Mammalia; Rodentia; Sciuridae.
GUUAUCUUGCAGCUUUAUCGAUAUGCUUCAGCUCAAGCAACAACCAGCAGAAAUUCUCUUCUGAUAGAUGUAAUUGCUGCUUAUCAACGAUUCUGUUCUCGACCUCCCAAAGGAUUUGAAAAAUAUUUUCCUAAUGGAAAAAAUGGGAAAAAAACUAGUGAACCUCAAGAAGUUACGGGAGAAAAAAAAGAAUCAAAAACAGCUGCUACCCCACGCUCAUCUGGAGGAGGAGGUGCUGGUGGAGGAAAACGCCGCGGCAAGAAAGAUGAUUCUCACUGGUGGUCCAGGUUCCAGAAGGGUGACUUUCCCUGGGACGACAAGGAUUUCAGGAUGUACUUUCUCUGGACUGCUCUGUUUUGGGGUGGAGUCAUGUUUUACUUCCUGUUCAAGAGCUCUGGGAGAGAAAUCACAUGGAAGGACUUCGUCAAUAACUAUCUUUCUAAAGGAGUAGUAAGUAUUUAUGAAUUUGCGGCCACCAUGUUUCAAGAGGUGCAGUUCAGGAGAGAGCAAACACCCCUUGAUAUUCAAUAUGUGUGGUUUAAUAUUGGCAGUGUAGACACCUUUGAGCGGAAUCUGGAAACCUUACAGCAGGAAUUGGGCAUAGAAGGGGAAAAUCGGGUACCUGUUGUCUACAUUGCUGAAAGUGAUGGCUCUUUUCUGCUGAGCAUGUUGCCUACAGUGCUCAUCAUCGCUUUUCUCCUGUACACCAUAAGAAGAGGGCCUGCAGGCAUUGGGCGAACUGGCCGGGGCAUGGGUGGCCUCUUCAGUGUUGGGGAAACCACAGCCAAGGUCUUAAAGGAUGAAAUAGAUGUGAAAUUCAAAGAUGUGGCUGGUUGUGAGGAAGCCAAGCUGGAGAUCAUGGAAUUUGUAAAUUUCUUGAAAAACCCAAAGCAGUAUCAAGACCUAGGAGCAAAAAUCCCAAAGGGUGCCAUUCUCACUGGUCCUCCAGGCACGGGGAAGACACUGCUAGCUAAGGCCACUGCUGGAGAAGCCAACGUCCCCUUCAUCACUGUUAGUGGAUCUGAGUUUUUAGAGAUGUUUGUUGGUGUGGGUCCAGCAAGAGUAAGUCUUGUUCUUUUCCUCAUUUUCCUUAUCCCCGUUUAUUCUCCCCACAUGUUGACUUGGCAAAGAUGCCCCUGCCCUCAGGGUCUCCAAAGGAACCUCCCACCGGUCACUGCCUUGAGUACUAUGGACAAGCUUGCAGCAAGGCCUGUGACUUCAACUCACCUUCCCAGACCAACCAGAACACAGUUUGGAAUAGUAAGAACAGUUCGGGUUUGUGACUCAACCAUGUUAAAUGUAGCUGGGGCCUUGGGUGCUCAUCCUUCUCCACAGAUGCACUUAUUCUCUGCCCCAUGCUGUUUAAUCCGUUGCAUUUUCACUAUCAUCUUUUCAGGUUUUAACACAACAACAAACGUAGUCAUUUUGGCGGGCACCAACCGACCAGAUAUCCUGGAUCCAGCGCUGAUGCGGCCAGGGCGCUUUGACAGGCAGAUCUUCAUUGGUCCACCAGACAUAAAAGGAAGAGCCUCUAUUUUUAAAGUUCAUCUCCGACCACUGAAACUGGAUAGCACCCUGGAGAAGGAAAAGCUGGCCAGAAAACUGGCCUCUUUAACUCCAGGGUUUUCAGGAGCUGAUGUUGCCAAUGUCUGUAAUGAGGCUGCUUUGAUCGCUGCAAGACACCUCUCUGAUUCCAUAAAUGAGAAACACUUUGAACAAGCAAUUGAGCGAGUGAUUGGUGGCCUGGAGAAAAAAACCCAGGUUCUGCAGCCCGAGGAGAAGAAGACAGUGGCGUACCAUGAAGCAGGUCAUGCGGUUGCUGGCUGGUAUCUGGAGCAUGCAGACCCUCUCUUAAAGGUUUCCAUCAUCCCCCGUGGCAAAGGAUUGGGCUAUGCUCAGUACCUGCCCAAGGAGCAAUACCUAUACACCAAGGAGCAGCUCUUGGACAGGAUGUGCAUGACUUUAGGCGGUCGUGUCUCUGAAGAGAUCUUCUUUGGAAGAAUCACAACUGGUGCCCAGGAUGACCUGAGGAAAGUCACUCAGAGUGCUUACGCCCAAAUUGUUCAGUUUGGCAUGAAUGAAAAGGUGGGGCAGAUCUCCUUUGACCUCCCACGUCAGGGCGACAUGGUAUUAGAGAAGCCCUACAGUGAAGCCACCGCCAGGCUCAUAGAUGAUGAGGUGCGGGUGCUGAUUAAUGAUGCCUAUAAAAGAACCGUCGCCCUCCUCACAGAGAAGAAAGCCGAGGUGGAGAAGGUUGCUCUUCUAUUGUUAGAAAAAGAAGUAUUAGAUAAAAAUGAUAUGGUUGAACUUCUGGGCCCUAGACCAUUUGCAGAAAAGUCUACAUAUGAAGAAUUUGUGGAAGGCACUGGCAGCUUGGAUGAAGACACUUCUCUUCCUGAGGGCCUGAAGGACUGGAACAAGGAGCGGGAAAAGGAGAAAGAGGAGCCCUCCGGCGAGAAAGUCGCCACCCAGAUGCAAGGGUGGAGACCGUUUUAGUGUUAGUGUAUGGGCCUGUGGGUUUCCAGUUGCACAUUGUUCCAGCCCUGGCUUUCAGAAGAGUUACAGCACUGCUCAGUGGAUACAGCCAGCUGCUGAGCCAGCAGCCGACCCAACUGGAAGUGUGGGUGGAGGGGCACCCCAGCCUCUCCUUAGAAGGUCGGGGAGAUCACUGUGCCAUGGCCUCUCUGCCUCCAGGCCAGUCCCUGGUACACCAACAACAAGCCAGGCAGGAGGCAUCUGUGGGAUCUCCACAACAAGGGAAGAGGAGAUUCUUCUCUUUUCGUCACCCAUUCUUCAUUCCUGUUUCUCUUGAGUUUCUUUCUGCAGAUGGACUUGUGAGAUUAAAUUGGAGUACUGAUAAGAUUUUGAUUUGACUUAAUAUUUUGAAAACUUGAUCGAGAUCACUUGUUGCUUUUUAACAAUGUUUUUUCUAUAGAGAACUGUAACAUAUUUAAAAAUGUGAAUGUAUUAUAUAAAUAUGGCUUCGUUACACCAAAAAUAAAAUGUAAACACUGUAUUUUUUUCCUGAAUGCACAAAGAUCACUGUUUAUGUUUGGUUACUUUUAGAAAACAUGACAAGAAGUCAAAUGUA